AUGUUUAUCCAAUACUAAAUUAUCUCCCCUGACAUGUCUCAUCCAAUUAAACUUCUUUCCCGAUAUAUUACAGUUAUUAAGCCAAUUAAUCGAAAGAAAAAGAUAGACUGCAUUCAUCUAAAUAUAUUCCUUAAAUCCUUUCAUUCAACUUUAGUUUCAAUUUCUUCUAAAAUUGCCCAUCCUUCGCAGACAACUAUUCAACGACCUUGAAAGUUAUUUCGAGGCUGAUGAUUAAAAUUAAUGACGUCACUGAAAAAUGGCGGCCACCAAAGACAUAAUGGAAUUGCAGGUCGUUAGUUGUGGUAUCUUUUUUGAUGAUGUCUUUAAAUCAAAUAUUUAUUUGUAAUUACAAUCAAGGAUGGAUACGUCAGCCAGCACGACGCCUGACAAACAUGGGUCAGAGACCUCGCAGUCAUUGGAUCCAACCCAUCAGAAAUCAGAUAGUGGGAAUGCUGUUAGCGUGAGCUGUCAGCGCGAGAGGCGGAGAAGAGAGCACAAUGACAUGGAGAAAAAGAGAAAAGAACAAAUCAAAGCAUGUAUAUGCAGGAUGGGGGACCUUCUUCCUCCAAAUUACAUCACUGGUGAAAGACAUAGUACACUGGAGACGGUUGAAAAGUCACUUGCAUACAUGCGGGAAUUGAAAGAAGCUCGGACAAAAUUCUCAGGGAUAGAAGAAUGUUUGCAGCAAGAGAUAGAUAUGCUGAAGGCUGAGAGGGACAAAUUCUCAGAUAUAAUUAAAGCUGCAGGGCUGUCCACUGAAUCGAUCCCAACAAACGGUGUUAGCUCAACGACAGAUGUUAAAGAUGAAAGUCCAAAACCAAAGAACAAAGGAAAGAAGCGGAACACACUCAAUGUCCACCUACAACAGCUUCAAGAACAAAGAGAAAAACAACAACAACAGGAAAUGAUCUCAUCUUCUGUGUCGGUAUCAGACGACACAAGUGGAAAUUUACCGCCAAAUCAGUUAAUGAACAUGCCAGGUGGGGCGUUUAUUAACGGGCAAAAUGUAAUGUUCAAUCCGAUGAUGAGUCAGUUUAUGAUGCCAGGUAUGAUGGGAAGUGGGAACCAGAUGAUGCCGAACCUUGGACCGAUGGGCGUCAUGGGGACUGGUUCCGGUACCCCCAGUAUGCCCGGUUUAGGGAACAAUAAUGUUACGAAUCAAACAGGUCAAACAGCAGGUGAUCAAACUGUUAACAAUAUGAACAAAUCAAGUGAUGACACAGAUGCUGGGUUAUUGCAGCUAGCUAUGCAGGAUGCUGGUAUCACUCCUGGAAGUAAUUCCGGACAACAGAGUUCCUCGGCUUUAACGCCAUCUGUAUCAGAAACUGGACAAGAGGCAGAGUCCAGUUCAUCUCAAAAUAAUGCUUUACAAACUCUCGCUUCUGUAGCAACCAGUGAUCAUAUUUUCGCUACAGAAAAUAGCUCUACAGAAAACCAGUCUACAACAGUUGCUGGGACUGGUUCCAGUUCUAUGGUUGGAUCUUCACCAAAUAUGCCAAUGAUGACAAGUACACAGUCUGGUUUACAGCCAAUGAUACAGACUGGUAACAAUCCUUUAAUGAAUAUGCCAAUGUUAGGGAACCCAACUGGGUUACCAGGUCAACAGCAGCAGCAGAUGCAGCAGAUAAUGUUUAUAAAUGAUCAAGGGAUACCUAUGAUUGCAAACGUUCCUGUAGGAAUGGAUCCGAACAAUCCAAAUGUGUUUAAUAAUGCCCAAAAACCAGGCAUGAUGCCGGGAAUGAAUCAAACAGGUCUUAUCAAAGACCAGACAGGAAAUAUAGACCAGAAUGCACUUGCAUUAGCUCAGCAACAGGCCAAUAUGGCGGCUCUACAGAAUCAGUUGCUGGGACAAAGUGCUGGAAGCAGUAUCCCUAAUAUGCCAUUUCAACCACAAAACUUAUUACAGGGUAAUAUAAUUCAGACACCAAAUGGUCAGUUGCUUCAGCAGAUAGGUCCUCAAAUAAAUGGCCAAGGUCAGCUUAUAGGAAUGCCAGGACAAGGUCAAGGUCUGGUUGUUGCUGGGCAACAAGGUCAGCUGACCUUGAACACAAUGCCAAGUCAACCAAAUCAACUGCCGUCUGCAUUGAUUCUGCCAAAUGGUCAGAUAAUUCCAGUGGUGACUAACCCUGGUAAUGUUGUGUCACAGCCGGGUAUUUCUUUAAGUCAAGGGCAGCUUACUCAGCCAAGAAUAUCAGGACCUCAGAUACAAACAGCAAUGGAUGGUCAACUUCUAUCAGGGCCGUCCAGUCAAGGGCUAUUGAUACCGGCGGCAUCAGUUGGUCAAGUUAUGACUUCAAGCACUGCAGCGUCUCUCAGCACUAGUGUCGUACCCACGUCAGCUAUACAAAGUGUAAUGACUACACAGAUACAGGGGUCAACAGUUCAGACACAGAAGCCAAUCUCUUCUUCAUUGGCCGGUCCUUUACCUAAUGUUUCAAAUAGCAGUCAACCUAAAAUAGUUAGCAUUCCACCUGGUGCACCAAAUAUUGGGAGUGGUGGUUUAAAUGCCAGUGGUAAACCAUCAAGUACACCUAUUCUUCUGAGUCUACCAAUAAAUGGACAGCCAACCACUGUUCUACUAGAUCCAGUAACAAUGCAGGUAUUAGGUACAGUCCAACCAGGUCAGCAGCCAGUACCUCAGCCGACGCCUGCACCUAUUAGUGGUGUUGCAACAUCAGCUUCAACGGCAACAACUACUGCAGCUCCCACUGGAACUGGGGCCAAUAAGAACAAAAACAAGAAUAAUGCCAAUCAGCGUGCCAUAUGUCCGAAACCCCUAGGUGGCGAUGGAUUUAGGAGUCAGACAGCACCGGCUAAGAAAAAGAGGCCACCAUCGAAAGCGGCCAACAAAUCAAAAGAAACGGUGCAAGCCGAUUCUCUUUCUGAAUCUCUUCAGAUCCAAAUUCCUGAAUCUACAACCGAUCCUGAAGUCUCGUCUGCAGUUUCUUCAGAAUCAACUGAUAUUCUUGCAAAGGCAGCAGAAUCGAUUUUCUCCCCUCCUGCAGGGGAUGUGGCAGGUGUCGGAGGAGCUUUUUACAAUCCUGCUAAUGAAGACAACCCUCUACAUAUUGACACUAGUGCAACUGAAGUUGAAGAUGAAUUGAAAUCUCCAAGUAAACACACGAAAAAACUGAGUAAUGUUAGUGUAACAAAUACAGGAACAUUAGAAGAUAAUGUCCUAGGGUUAAAUUCAGUUGCCGAGGGAGGGAAAGCAAUAAACGUGUCGAAGGUUGUGAAUAGUGCUGAAAAAAGUGAACAAAGUGUAGAUAACGUGACUUCUUUAUCAGUUACCCUGGAAGAAAUUGCUGGAAUGCAAUUUGGUGAAAGUGUUACUAGUGUUCCAGACAAAAGCAAUGAUAUUAUGAUGGUUAGUGAAACGAGUAAGGGAAGUAAGAAAAGCAAACAGAAUUCUUCGAAAAGUGAGAAUAAAAAAGAUGCAGACACUAAAUCUGGAAAUAAAUCCAGUUCGAAAAGUAAAUCAUCAAAAAAAGUGGCACCAGACAAAGGAAGUAGUGGUUUAGAAUUAGAGAAAACUGAUUCAGACUCUCAAAUGGAUAUUGAAAGUACUUUGAUUCAUAUCCCGGACAAUAUAAAUUUCAGUGAGAAUGAUCUGUCUGAUGUCUUAGAUCAAGUGGAACAAUUAGGCAACCCUGUUUCUGAAAAUAUGAACAAAGGUCAAAUGUCUUCGAAAAAAUCAAAAUCUAAAAGGAGUAAAACAGCUGACCCUGAAAGUGAACCAAGCUCUAAAAAGCGUAAAAGUGUGAAAGAGGUAAAAGACAAUUCUAAAAGUGGUACGCCCUCAAAGGAAAUACUCAGUAUGCCAUCAUCAUUAUCUGUUUACGAUUUUGAUGAUUCAGAUGAUAUUGUGCCAUCAAUUUUGCCUCUUAAUGGUAAAGACUUUACUGCCCUGUCGUCUACACCAACUAAGACAGAAUUUGGUGUAACCGACUCUGAGGACUCGCAAAAGGGCGAAAACAAAUCACAAAAAACUAGUGCUCAAAAUAAGACAAAGAAAAGUUCUAAAAGUGCUAAGAGUUCUAAAGACACUGAUGUCAAUUUACAGAAGGCAACAUGUGAUGAUCCUUCAAAUAGUUUGAUGUUAGAGAUAAAAGACCUCACUGAUAUUGAUAAGAAAACAUAUCAAGAGAAUAAAGAAAAUAAAUUGGACAACAACAACCAGAAUAAGGUGUCUGCACCUCUUCCCAGCAUGCCUGAGAUUGACACAACAACAAGUUUGUUUGGGUUUCCUGUGCCGAAAAAAUUACAACGCCCGGAUAUGUCCUCAAAACCUCAGAUGAACCAAAAGCCUGGCAAUCAAGUUUCGCCAAAGCCUAGCCCACAAUCAAACACUCCUUUAGUCUCGCCAAAACAAACCAUGACUUCACCAAAGACUACCACAGGGAUGGUAUCUCCGUUGCAAAACAGUUUCUCACCAGAACUGGUCUCGCCUAAACUAAGUAUAGUAUCUCCAAUUCAAGGUUUGCUUCCAGACAAUGAUAGUGGUACAUCCUCGCCAAAGCAUUACACCGAAAUGUCUCCAAUUAAAAAGCGAACAACUCCAGAGAAAGUGGAUAGUAUGAAAGUUAGUUCAUUUAGUGCCUUAAACUCUGUGCCAUUAUCUAAUACUUCCACUGAUGUCUUUACCCCUAUGGACAGCAGUAAACCUCUUGUCUCCAGUGUAACUUCCCAAUCAAUGGGUGUAAUAACAUCUGCCAAGACUGUGCCAACAUCUAUUCCUGAUUCUAACAAAGUGAAUAAAGAUCCCAGUGUUCCGAAUGAAGCAAACACUGUUCUGAAGAAGAAUAUGCCGGAAAAUGUUCACAACUUGCCAAUUAGUGCUCCUUCAAAUCCAGCUCAGAAGUCCCAGAGUAACGGGAGGAAUUCUUCUACAAAUAUGGAAAAUAAGUUCAAUUCUGCAAAUGUUCCUGCAUCAAAUGCAAAUAAUAUGCCUGUUUCUGCUCAAAGACAAUCUCAAACUUCACUGAAUUCAUCUCAAAAUAAUAGAUAUGGAGGCCAGUUUAACAAUGAUCCUAUAUAUGGGUCUAUGCCUGGUAUGAACAACAACAGAUCUGUUCCUAAAGACACUACUUCACGCUCAAACACCGUAAUGAACAAUUUUUCAGUCCCUUAUUCGGCAGACUCGAUAUUCAGUUCACAUGCAGAAAAGGUGAUAAAAUCACCACCAAAUGUUAACAUAUCAACAUUGAACCAAAAGCCGGACACUUCUAAUAUGUCGAAAUUAAGAAACACAAAUAAUCCGUAUUCUGUGGAUAGCUUUGUGCAGUCUAGCAGAGAGGAAGGUAUCCGAUCGAGACCUGAUACAAUCGGAAGUCAUGCUGAUUUAAUCAGCAAUAGUGAUUUAGGUAGCACUACAAAUGACUUUUCCAGAUUGCAGUCGGAAAGUUCGCCGGACGGAUUCAAUUUCGCAAAUAUCGGACUUAAUCUUCAGCCAAUUACAAGUAACAUACCAAGUAGUUUUAUGGAUACCUCGAGUACGGUAACCUCUAACAUGUCAUCAUCCUUUUCAUUUUCCUUAUCAUCAACUUCAUCGACUGUGACAACAAGUUCUGGUGCAAUUGGUCAUCAUCAGUUUCCAUUUUUUCCACCAGUUUUAUCUUCGUCUUCAAACGUGCCAUCUUCACAAACGAGUCUGCCAGCAUCUAUGCCAAAUAUGGACAUGUUUGACCAAAAUAACACAGGUAAUAAUAAUGUUAUUCAAAGAAAUAAUACUGUUAUGCAUCCAAGUGGUAGUAAUUUACAAAGAGGUGACAAUAGUCAUAUAUCUAGAGUUGAUUCAAAUAAUGUACCCAGAGGCGAUACUAUGCAGAGGAACGAUAAAGGUCCUCCCCCGAUACGAGCCGAUGAAAAUAAUCGUGAGCAGGGAAUUUCAUCAUGUAGCAAGCAGAAAAUGCCUAAAGGACAAGGGCCUGCUACAAUUCAAGAACCGUUUUCAUCAUUCCCGAACACAAGUGGAGGACCGGAGAAUAAUUUCUUCCAUGAUUCACAGAUGAAAUCUAACGUUGGUAAAAGUCCGACAGAACAAAUGAGAAAACCGCCACCUCAAGAUAAAAUGAUGGAGAUGAACAAUUCUCAUUCUCGCAGUAGUAGUACACAGUCUUCGAUGUCCGACAAGAGGGGUAAUGCUAUGGAUAGGUCUCCUCAAAUGAUGAACAAUUCACAGCCAUACUAUCAGUCUAAUUACCCAUCAUCAAAAUCUCUUAACACUCCUCCACUGCAUCAUCCUGUAAUGAUGCCCCCUGAUGAAAGAGGCAGGACCAUGACAAACAGAUCCCCAUAUGACACACCCUUCCCCCCUCCCCCAUCAUCUCAAGGUUUUAAUGCAAUGGGUCCAAGUUACAGGUUUGAUAGUGGUCCACCAAGCUUUAGUAGGGAUAAUUCAGGAACUCAACCAUUGAGUCACACCCCUGUAAAUACGGGUGGUAGAAAGUCUGCAAAUCCCCCACCUCCUGCUCAAACAUCAGUAGUUAAACCCCCUCAAAAACAAUCUGCCCCUCCUCUUGUACCAAUGGGUGGUCCGCAACAACCACCCCCAUCACAGGCUCCAAGGCAAACACCUCAAAGUCAUAGAGCAACUACACCCCAUGGCAACCAAGCAGGUGCAACUCCCACAGCAUCUGGGGUCAGUCAAUCAAGACAGUCAAAGCAGCCUUCUCGUAACUCGAAACCCUCUUCCUCCAAAAAAUCUAAAACAAUGCCAUUUAUGGAAGUUGACAGUAAUUUGUCUAACUCUAUAUUUGAGACUAAUAGGAGCAUGACACCUUUCUUUCCCUCUAUGCAAAACCUUUCUCCACAAUCAAGAAUGCAACAUGAGGGGUCCCCAUUCCUGCCCGGAAAUUUCUUUGGGCCUGGGUCAAGAUUUCCUAACUCUAAUACACCUAUGCCUAAAAAUUCAGACAUUGGUGCGCCAUUUAACCCAUUGUUCCCACCUAGAGGUGCUCAAAAUGGCCUAGGUUUAAAUUUUCAACCUGGCUUUGGAAUGAACAUGAAUCCUUUACAUGGUAACCAUGGAAACACUCCUCAACUAACUCCACACACUGCUCCUCACAUGGCAAACUUUAGUUUAAACAAUAUUUUCUCCGAUAAUGCAUCUCAGAAUGAAUCUUCCCUAAAUAUUUCACCGAUUAAGUUACCGCACACGAACCCCAUGUUUCAACAUCAAGGUAUGGAUCAUAACCCCAUGCAGCAUCAUCAUCAGUAUAAUCGAGGUCAUCCCUCCGUUAUGUCUAUAAAUAGCAUCCUUGGACCCAAUCACCAUGGCUUCGAUGGAAGAAUGAAUACAUCUAUGGCCGGUCCCUUCCAUAGUCAUGGUCACCCCUCUUUCAUUCCGCCCCUAAAUUUUUCAAUGCAUGAUCAUUAAAUGAUUAUUUUGCAGUUUCAACUAAUUAUGAAAACUUUGGAUUCAUUUUUUUUUUAUAUUUGUAUUUCAAAAAUUUUGUCAAUUUUGUUUUGGUUAACAAUUCAUCAACGAAUGCAUGAAAUUUAUAUGGAAAAAAAAAUGAUUAUUUUGUUUCAUUUCAAAAUGGACACGUGUUGUAUUAUGUUUUUAAAUUUCCGCAAUCACGCUUAUGUUUAAUAUAUAAUUAUAUCGGUUGUGCUAAAUCCUGGCUUUAAAUGUAUUGUUUAUUGAUGCAUUAUUAUUGUUUUUGGAAAUUUUUAUCCAAAAGUUCAGUUCAGAAAUGUUGCAUGAACUUAAUUUAUACAGAAAGAAAUUAUUUAAUCAACUGAUAAAGAAACUUACUGGCAUCAAAUCUUUAUGAGAAAGUUAUAUGAUUAAAUUUUUAUUACACUUCAAGCGAUUAAAAGUUAUUGUAACUCUGUGAGCUUUUUAUCUUAAAGAUAAUGUUGUAUAUUCAUUUUUGUUGGUGAUUUUAUUCUUAAUAUUUUAGUUUUUUUAAGAUAAAAAAUGACUAAAAUUGUCACUGGAGUGUCUGAUAUUACUUUUAUCAUCUUUCAUGAAAUAUUUAUAGUUAUAUUACUUUUUUUCUCAGUUGUUUGCUUUAUUUUAUUCUUAGGCUUUUCAUAGAUUGUGUUCAAAUAAACCGAUCAUUGAUCUUGUGUCAAAAUGUAGCUCAUUGGGUCAAAAUAUAGCUCAUAGGGUCAAAAUAUAGCUCAUGAAGUAAAAACAUAGCUGAGUUUAAAAAAUAAGCUCAUAGUGUCUGAAAUUUAGUUCACUAGGUAAAAAAUUUGGUUUUCUAGUUAAAAAAUAAAUUUACUUGGUCAGAAUUUUGCCCUGCAUUUUAAAGAAGAAACACACUAGAUCAAAUAACAAGUCAGCCAAGAAAUUGAUAUAAACCAGUUCAAAGUCAAGCUUGUUAUUUUCCAAGAAGAACAAAGGUUUUUUAUUUUUUCUGCAUUAAGGUUGGAAAUGAAUUAGUUUUAACAUUCUUUUACUCUCAUAAUGGUUUACACUUGCUGUGAAAUAUACCUUU
Ruditapes philippinarum (Manila clam) is the source of this 8450-nucleotide messenger RNA. RefSeq names its product mucin-17-like. Gene Ontology annotation, molecular function: protein dimerization activity. The record is from RefSeq and is a predicted model, not a curated record. NCBI's taxonomy places the organism in Eukaryota, Metazoa, Mollusca, Bivalvia, Venerida, Veneridae. Bases 359 to 7378 code for a protein of 2339 amino acids. The transcript is spliced from 9 exons.